CUGAAAAUUCUUAUAGGCACAUAUCAUUAUUGAAAGAGACUAAGAGAAGCAAACUCAUUGUAUAAAGCGCAAACGAGAGAAUUUUACGUGUUUUUCAUAUUUUAUUGGGGUAUAUAUAUUGCUUACUGUAUACUUUUCUGUGACGAAUGGAUUUUAGAGGCGAGCGAAUUCGGACAAAGUUGUUAUCAUAAGGUUAGAAGAAAAGGCGAAUUAUCAAACGCUGAACCGGUUCAUCAUCAAUAGGGAGAUUCAGUCAUCCAGUGCACAGUCAUCAAAUUUUCUUCCUUUAAAAAUAAACAAAAGGCAGAAGAAUGGAGUUGAGGAAAUUCCAACGGCAUUGAAGGGAUUUUAGAUGCAUAAAAGAUGUUCAUGAUUUUAUGUGGAACCUGAUAUUGACUCGAGAUGAAAUUCAGAGAUAUCAUCGUCAUGCAUUUAUAGUAUAUUAUUUCAAAACCUUGUGUAUUUUCGUUUAUAUUUCCUAUAUCGGAUAAGAGAAAAUAUAUCCUGUGACGAUGAAAGUUAAAUUCAAAUAUUCUUUGCAGUCACUAUUCCGGAAUUAUUAUGUUUACGUCCUGCUCUGGUGUGUGAUGUUGGUAGAUGUUACGUCGCAGUUCAAUAACAUGUUUUCUGUCCAGGAUCCCCCUGAUGACCCUUGUUAUGACGAGAGGGGGGAACCUAAAAUGUGCAUUCCUGAUUUCGUGAACGCUGCUUUCGGACAGGAGGUAGUGGCUUCUAGUACAUGCGGGUCACCACCAAGCAGAUACUGCCAGUCGACUCGAGAGAAGGACAGAGUGGUGAGGAAUUGUUUUAUCUGUGACGCUAAGCAUCCAAAGAGAAUGCACCCUCCAUCAUAUCUAACAGAUCUUAACAACGCCAACGACUUGACAUGCUGGAUGUCCAACACCUAUAUUCAGUACCCUCAGAAUGCUACCUUAAAGCUAGCCUUGAAUAAAAAGUACGAGCUCACCUACAUCAGCUUACAGUUUUGUUCUUCGAGGCCAGAAUCUAUGGGGAUAUAUAAAAGCAUGGAUUAUGGUAAAACUUGGAUUCCAUUUCAAUAUUACUCUAACAGCUGUAAAAAGAUGUUUGGAAAAUCACCCAAAGGUGUUGUUUCGCGUUCUAACGAGCAAGAAGCACUUUGCACAGAGCAGUACAGUAGUAUCGAACCCUUAAACGGGGCUCGAGUGGCGUUCAGUACCCUAGAAGGACGACCGUCGGCUUACGAUUUCGAGAAUAACGCAAUUCUGCAAGACUGGGUCACUGCUACGGACAUUAUGAUAGUCUUCAACAGGCUUAACACCUACAAUGAUGAAAAUGAAGAUGACGACGGGGUGAGGGAGAGUUACUAUUAUGCCAUGUCUGAUUUGGCUGUGGGUGGAAGAUGCAAGUGUAACGGUCAUGCCUCGAAAUGCGUCAAAAACCGUGCUGGACAGUACGUUUGCGAGUGUAAGCACAACACAGCUGGCAACGACUGCGAAAAGUGCAAACCUUUCCAUUUCGACCGACCGUGGGCCCGGGCUACCUCCGCUGACGCCAACGCAUGUGUGGCAUGUAAUUGUAAUUUGCAUGCGAGACGAUGCCACUUCAAUAGGGAGUUGUACCUCCUUUCUGGGCAAAAGAGUGGAGGAGUGUGUCUCCGCUGCAAACACAACACGGCUGGGCGGUUUUGCCACUAUUGUCGGGAAGGGUAUUACCGCGAUCCCACGAAAACUCUUACUGAUAGAAGGGCGUGUAAAGCCUGCAACUGUCACCCAGUCGGCGCUCUUGGUAAAAUCUGUAACCAAACUUCUGGUCAAUGCCCCUGUAAAGAUGGCGUCAUCGGACGAACAUGCAACCGUUGUCAUAGUGACUACGACCAAACUGCCUCGCUGAUACAACCUUGUAUUAUUGCAACGACGACAACACCACCACUUAUAAAUACUACUACAGAUGGCGCUCCAACUAAGCGACCGAAAACAACACCGACUGUUAAACCACCAAAGAAGGAUUAUUCAAAAUGUAGGAAGAAACAAAGAAGAAUCAACCUCCGCAAAUUCUGUCGGAGAGAUUAUGCUAUCCAGGCCAACAUUUUGUCUCGCAAGACAGUGGGAGAAUGGGUGAAAUAUACAAUAAAUGUCAUAAGUAUAUACAAACGCAAUUCUCAGCAGAAGCGAGGCGAAACAUCCCUCUGGGUUCCCAAACGCGAUGUGAAAUACAAAUGUCCGAAACUGCGUUUAGGCAGACGGUAUUUCCUAAUUGGUCGUCAGCGAAAAGCUUACGGCAAGCCCGGAUACAUUGCAGAUAAAAGUACAGUUGUGAUUAGACAUCGCGACCGAUGGCAUAAAAGAAUAAAGUUAUUCAUGAGGAAAGAGAGAAGAGGAAAAUGUAAUAGUUCAGAUCGUAGGAAAAGAACAUAGUGUUAUAUCACGAUUAUAUCGAAAUGGUUGUGAACAAAAUUAAAACCAAACCAAAGAUUUAUUACCGAACAGAAUAGAGUCUUGGUUGGGUGCUACAAUCAAAGUGUUUAUGAGGACGCCCUCUUAAAUUUUGGAGUACUUCCGAUAUUACUGUGCGAUGCUUUUUAAAAGAGGACGUUUGGAGCACGUGAUUAUGCCAAAUAUAUGUUACAGUGGGAACUGCCGCGUGAGCUUUUGGGGUCACGUGACAUGUGAUAUGAAUGCGAAAGUGACAGUACUUUUAGACUGCCUUUAUAUUCAUACGAGUAUUCUAAUAAAGGAUCUCUUCUGUUGUUGACUAGUACAGUGUAUAUUUCAUAACAGAAUAAUUUUACUUACAAAGAAGGAUUCGAGGACAUUGCUUAGAAUGAAGGGCUGCGUUGGCGAAAUAACUAGAUUGUGUGAAUAUUUUGAUUUGUAUAUUUUGCCAAAGUCUUUAAAUUAAUUUUGUUGUACAUUUCCAGUUUGUUAUGAAAAGCAAUUUGUUGUAAAUAAACCAUUUUUGUAUUAUGUAAUAUCAAAUUUUGAGCACAUAUGAUAUUAAGUAUUUCAUUUUGGGUAACUACUUUCAGAAUUAAGAGAUGACGCACAAUCAAUUUUCUUAACGUUUUUCUACUUGAAAUUGAUUUCGCAAUAUCGUCGAUGAUCCGUAAUAUGAAUGAAAUUACCAUGAUAACGAGCAUAAAGUUUCGAAGAAAAUUACAAAAAUAUGCUGAAACAAGGUUAUUUGUAAAUAGUGCAUUUUCGUGUCAAUUUCAUGACAUUCUAGAGUUGCAGAAUUAAGCUGCAAUUUAGAUGAAAUGGAAUACUCUCAAUGGUCAGUAUAUAAUCUGAUGACGUCAUUAUAUUUAUUUAUAGUCGUUACUUAUCUGUUGUAAUUACAGUUCACAUUACUUGCAAUUAAAUGUAUUCUGAUUAAGGAAGCUAUAAUUAUCCGUCAUUUCUUAAAUCUCAACACAUGAACCAAAAUAAAAUUUAUUUGAAAUGUC
Ostrea edulis (European flat oyster) is the source of this 3424-nucleotide messenger RNA. Its product is annotated as netrin-1-like. Gene Ontology annotation, molecular function: protein binding. Lineage: Eukaryota; Metazoa; Mollusca; Bivalvia; Ostreida; Ostreidae. Bases 513 to 2396 code for a protein of 627 amino acids. The transcript has 7 exons. The record is from RefSeq and is a predicted model, not a curated record.